GUUCUCUAGCUUGUUGCAGGGGCCUGUUCAGCCACAGACUGCCUCCAGAACUGGGGGCAGGGGACAGAAAGGUGGUGGAAAGCCACCUAUGUCUCAUCCCCUUCUCCAACAAGUGCACUGAGUGCUGCUCCGCAACACCUGAGGAUUUGGCCCACAGCCUCUGUAUUUUUACCCCUGUAUAAAAUAGGGAGAACAAUCACCAUGAGCAAAAUCCAAAUCAUACUUUAAGAUCCCACGGGCACAUGGAGCUUGGUAAGGAAAUAUCAUUCUCUGCAUUUUAGAGACAAGAAAACAGAGGCUCAGAGACGUUCAGUGACGUACCUGGGAGUCGCAGUAAAUCCACCCCCACAAAUGGAAGUUGCCUUACAGACACAGGUCUGCUAUUUGCACUCAGAUGAUUCAGGGUGAGGUGCCUUGGGUUUGUUAGGUGCUUAAAGAAAUACAAACACAGCCAUUUAUUACCUAUUCUCCCAAACAUUGCCUUGAUCUGCCUGAGCUAUCCUAUUGUAAAUUCAAUGAAUGUCCUGCGGAGGAAGUGGCUGGCAAGGUUUCUAUUACUCCCUAGUCCACAACUGUUUUUGCACCUUCUGUUCUAAAUAAGAAAGCCUGCAAGAUAUCUGACUAUCCAACCAAUUUGUCCUCUUUGCAUUCAGCAACCCCUGCCGACCAUCCAACGAAACUUCAUUCCUGCCUCAUAUAUUGGAUGACAGCAUUCGUCCAACCUCAGCCAGCCCAGGAGAAGAAAGUAGGUUAGUGUUACAGCCAUGGUGAGUUUACCUUUGGCAAGCUGUUGAUGUCACAGUGAUGCUGCAGGGUGGGACAGCCUCCAAACUAUAAAGAUAGGUCAAUCCAGUAUAUUGAGGCUGCCCACCAGACAGCAGGAGCUACAAAACAUGGUCCCCACCAGUGAGAGUUCUGCUGGCCUGUCUCUGUUCCCAACCCAACUGCUCUCAGGCUUUAGUUUCAUGUCAGCAAUCUUCAUCUGCCUUCCAAAAAUAAGCCUGUGCCACCAUGCGGAAGGGAGAAAAACAAGAAGGGCGGUAUUUUUAGGGCCAUUAAUUCUGACCACGUGCCCGAGAGGUGAACCGGAUGGCCAUUGCACAAAGACUUCUCAUCACUAUGUCCUGUGAAGCCAGCGUUCACUGGACGUUGCCUGCUUUUGUUCUCUUGGGUUUUCUGGCUGGGAUUGUUUCAUCGUAUCCAGUUGUAAGCAGAACUAAUGGCACAUUGCUGGAGAGAGGAUGGGAGUCUCUGUUGUCCAGGUCCAUUGCUGGGAUGUCAGGAGAGAAAUCAGAUGUGAACUGGGAGAGUGACUAUUUGCUAGGAAUCAAGAGGCAGCGGAGGCUUUACUGCAAUGUGGGCAUCGGGUUUCACCUUCAAAUCCUCCCAGAUGGAAGGAUAAGCGGUGUUCAUAAUGAAAACCAAUACAGUCUUUUAGAAAUAUCAACUGUGGAGCGAGGUGUUGUUAGCCUGUUUGGGGUGAAAAGUGCUCUCUUUGUAGCAAUGAACAACAAAGGGAGGUUAUAUGGAACGGCAAUUUUUCAAGAUGAAUGCAAAUUCAAAGAAACCCUGCUGCCCAAUAACUACAAUGCAUAUGAAUCUAGUGCUUACCAAGGGGCUUACAUAGCGCUCAGCAAACACGGGAGAGUGAAAAAAGGAAACAAAGUCUCUCCUGCGAUGACAGUGACACAUUUUUUGCCCAGAAUAUGAAAACAAAUACAACAUAUUAAACCACAGGAAAAAAUAUCUAUUUCGUUUUGCACAUGUGAAUAAUCUCCCAGGUAAAGUAUUUAUGCUGUUUGUGGAUAUAUGUAUAUUUGGAUAGAGAAGUUUGUAUUAGAUCCAUUACACAGUAUACGCUGCUGCUCUUGUACUCAGUGUACACAAAUUAUAUAUGGGUGCACGCACCUGAACUGGUGCUAUACAGAGAGAAAAAAAAAAUUCAACCCUGACUGAAGGGCAACAAGUAUCUGGAACUUGUAGAGCAGCCACAGAUACUUUUUGUUGUUGUUGUUUGAUUUUAAAUUACCUCACAUAGUAGCCUUUUGAUUGAGAGUUUUUAUUAAUACAUAUAAUGGGCCAAAUCCUCAGCUGGAUGGACUUCAAUGGAGCUACACCAGUUUACACCAUCUGAGGAUCUCCUCUAACCCCCAUAUAAAUAGUGCUGAAUCCCAAAGUCCUCACUCAGUUUUACUCACUAGGGCCCACAAAUGGUUCCACGUGAGCAAACUUGUUUGCCGACAAAAUCCCACUGAAGUCAGUGGUGACUCCACAAGGGCCUAAGGCUCCGCCCACGUGGACGUCUCUGCAGGAUGAGAAACAAAAGUCAGUUUGCCUGAACCCUGCUCUUCAUUUAAAAUUUAGAUUGACCUAGUUAUAUUGCUGGGGGUGGGAGGGGGGAAAGGUGUGAAAAAUUCACACACCCCUGAGCACCGUUGUUAUCCCAGCCUCUAACCCCUGCUGAAGAUGUGGCUAGGUUGACGGAAGAAUUCUUUCAUCAUCUUAGCUACUGCCACUCGGAGAGGUGGAUUACCUACAGCAACAGAAACCCCCUUCUAGCAACGUAGGAAGAGUCUAUAUUAUGGCGCCACAUCAAGACUGUUCAGGCCCAUCUUGUAUGUACACAUUUGUGUGCAUAUCUAGUUUAUUACACACACACACACACACACACACACACUCUCUGUAGCUAUGUAUUUUUAAUGCACCGGUAUCCAGGUGCCAAGGUGCCCACACAUACAUGCACACAGGGAGGUAAAUAUUUAAAAGGCCAUCUAUUUUAUUUCACUUUCACUACAGUGAUCUCUGAGUGCUGGAAUUAGGCUGCAGUAUUUAACUUGUAAAACGUAUGGCAUUCAUGGGAACUUCCCACAAAGGGAUAUGUGAGAGAACAUCUUUGUUUAAAACACUGACUGCCCGUCAUACUGGAGAGUCCUUCUUAGACCCAGAUGAAUCCUUUUUUGUUUGAUAGUUCAGGCAUAUCCUAUUGCCAUAUUCUUCUUUCCCUUGUCUCAGUCAAAUACAGCAGCUUACAUGUUGUCCAAAACAUUCUCUUUGGGGGCUGCAGUGGAGGAAGUUAUGUCAUAAUUCCAACUGGUACAGAUAAAUACUUAUUUACUUGCAAGGGCUGUUUGCAAAUUUCAUGUGUUGUCCCCCAAAACUCUCCUAAAAAUACACACAAGGGACAUACAACCCUGCCCAACUGUUUAGAUAACCUUUUUCCAGAAUACCAGUCAUGCCACAUUCUCUGUGCCUUUAAGGAGUAUUUUAAGAGGCCUUAAGUCAAUAGUUGCUAUAAAUGUCAGUUACUAGAAGCCUUGAGAUGCCUGGAUUGACGGGGUGCUCCUAAAUUUGAAACUAGAUUCAAGGCAGCGUCAGAGCAGGAACAUUUUCUGCAUAGAACCCACCAUGUUGCUGCAGAAGCUUAUAUCCGAGUGCAAGAUAAUCUCCCACGUGCAACCAAAAUGCUGAAUAUCACCGGCCUUGACAUGCCAUUCUAUUUGCAGCGGGUGUAUAUUUGAAAUGAAUGUGGGCCUUUUGACCUAUGAAGUACACUGUAAGGGCCAGGGCCUCAGCUGGUGUAAAUCAGCACCACUCCAUUGACAUCGGUUACACCAAUUUACACCACCAGAUGAUUUGGUCCAAAAUGUGUCUGUGUAUGCAUACGUACAUGCACACUUUUCAAGAUAUUGUGAAAACAACUUUAUUAAUGAACAAGAAACCAUUUUCCAGUUACUUUUGUGUGAUUUAUACUUGAAUUUAUUUUGCUCAAAAUGUAGACUUUCUGAAUUGCUCAAACAUCUUGUGAUUACUGUGUAAACAAAGAGAAAAGGAAGGACAUGUGACUUGGACAUUUUUGAUAAGGCAAAGAAAAAGAAUGAUUGAGUUGUUGAGUACGGUAGCAUGGAAAGAGACAUGAGGUUGGCAUACUAUAGAUGUCUGCCAUGUGUGAAGCUAUUUGCUUUGGAAAGCUUUGCAUUUUUAAGAGGAAAAGCAGGAUGUUUGAAGGUGGGUCAGAGCAAUGCUUAGAGAAUAGCGGUUAGAUCCCCAGCUGGCGUAAAUAGGCAGGGCUCCAUUGAAGCCAGUAGAUCUACAAUGAGACACGAGCAGAGGAGCUGGUCUAUUUUAUUCCUAGUUGUCUUGAAAGGACAUUUAAAGAGGGAUAGCAGAGUCAAUGGAAAAAGAAAUAAUGUUUUGAAUGUUGAUACAUCAGCUAUAUUUGAUCACACUUUAGCUCAAAUCUUGAUAUACUGGGAGUGUUCUCAGUUACACUGGUUUAAAUCAGGAGUAACACCACUGAAGUGAAUGGUGUUACACAAGUGUGUAACUGGCAUACAAGAUCAGAAUCAGCCCCAUUAACUCUGUGUCAUCAGUGACAUUACAGGACACACUAGGUCAUGGAGUCGGUUGUUCAAUGGAACACCCAAAAGUUACUGAUGGGCUGACCUGGUCUGUAUAAAUGCAGGCCCCCUGCAGGUGCAUUUUGGUUGGGUAUUUGGCUAUCCAGAUGACUAACUCUACUGAAUUAGUCUGAACACUGCCAUAUUUCCCCACAUCUUUUGUGGAGUCAGUGCCAGUGCAAGCAGAACUUGUAGCAAAGAUAGUGCAGCAUAAGGAGCAUUGAUUAGUGUGUGUGUGUGUGGUGAAUUAUGUCACUCAAGUGCUGCCUUCUGCAGGUGAUGCCGCAGCAUGGUGGGGUUGCACACCCAUUGGAUAAGCAGGCGUUUGGAGAGAUGCUUUGACUGUGAUCCCUCUCUAACGUGUGGUUAUGUUCAUAAAAAGUGACUGUCAAAUGGCACAUGUUUACUCCACAUGUGUCCUCAACUCAUGGCGUUCUACAUUACAGCCAAAGCCAACUUUCACUGUUGUUAGCCCUGCACAAGCAAAACAGCUGCAGGAGAGUGGCCCUGAUUUUGUUCUGCCUCAUGCAUCGCUCGCAAAAUUGUCAGCUGAAUUCCAACAACAGACUCCUCCUUCUUCACCAUAAGUAAUAAGGAGUCAGAAAGUACAGCUUACUUUGCAGCUCUCAGGGUGAGAUUGCAGAGCUGGCAAUUAGAAAAACCACCUUUAAUUUAUACACGCUUUACUUAGAAGUUACUGGGAGAAUUUGGGUACAAUCUUACAAACCCUGACUUGCAUGAGCAGGUCUUUACUGAGGUCAGCUACUCCCCUGAGUAAAAAAAUUUAGGGGAAUGAAGGUUUUUGCAAUAUGGGGCAAAAUAUGGAACCCCUUUGUCGUUAUCAGAGCAUAUUCACUCAUCAGUGCCCAUUAGCAAGUUAUUCUGAACCAUAUUACUUGCUCAAAAAGUGUCAGCAUGUCAAAAAUACCACAUGCAUGCUAAUUAUUGGCUAUGUAGCUCUUUCUUUGUACAUAGGUAACAAAUCCGUAGGAGAAUCCCAUUACAAGGAUUGGGUUUUUUUGUAGGCAAACCCCAUAACAACUAAGGGCCUGAUCCAACUCCCACACAUGUCAGGGUCUCUCUCUCAGAGCUAGAUCAGGACUUUACUUAUGUAAAUAAGCUGCCCCACACACAUGCCAGGAAAGCAGAGUCAUCUUUGUAUACCUCAUUAACUAUUUCAAUUCCAAUAUUCUAUUUUGCACAAUCAAAUGGUGCCAAAGUUCUAGCAUUGUUUUCUUGCCACCAAGAUAUACCUCAUCUUCUGACUCAGUGUGGACUUACAAAGAAGAUUGUAAAUUUGUAGGAAACAAAAAACUGUCCAAUCGUUUAUAAAAUUGUAAUUGCUUCUAUUUUUAUACAUAUGUGCUGUGCACAACUGUUUAAUGUAUUCAUAAAAUAAAUUCUUUU
Messenger RNA from Chelonia mydas (Green sea turtle), 5804 nucleotides. It is a transcript of the gene FGF6, whose product is annotated as fibroblast growth factor 6. The record is from RefSeq and is a predicted model, not a curated record. The transcript is spliced from 3 exons. Gene Ontology annotation, cellular component: cytoplasm. The coding region runs from base 1090 to 1710 and encodes 206 amino acids. Lineage: Eukaryota; Metazoa; Chordata; Testudines; Cheloniidae. Gene Ontology annotation, biological process: cell differentiation; animal organ morphogenesis; positive regulation of gene expression. Gene Ontology annotation, molecular function: fibroblast growth factor receptor binding; growth factor activity.